Quercus robur (English oak) is the source of this 3003-nucleotide messenger RNA. Its product is annotated as beta-glucosidase-like SFR2, chloroplastic. Lineage: Eukaryota; Viridiplantae; Streptophyta; Magnoliopsida; Fagales; Fagaceae. Bases 80 to 2008 code for a protein of 642 amino acids. Gene Ontology annotation, molecular function: beta-glucosidase activity. The transcript is spliced from 10 exons. Gene Ontology annotation, biological process: carbohydrate metabolic process. The record is from RefSeq and is a predicted model, not a curated record.
AGUAUAUUAGAGUUCUUCUCACAUUGCCUCUCGAACUCUCUCGUUUCCUCAUCUCUCAGCUCAGAGAGUAAUCAAUACGAUGCCGUUUAUAGCACUCUUCGUCACUGCCACCCAGCUCGCCGGAGUAAUAGUCACCGUCACCGUCGCCGCCAACGCCUUCUCCUUCCAUCGCUACCGGAAAAAGAACCUCCGCCCGUUCCGAUCGCCGAUCGACGAGUCCUCGGACACUCUCGCCGUCUUCGAUGCUAACGAAGGAGAGAAUUCGUUUUUCUUUGGACUGGCGACAGCACCAGCACAUGUUGAAGACAAGCUCAAUGAUGCUUGGCUCCAAUUUGCAGAAGAAGACACUUGUGAUAAAUCAGAGCACCACAGCCAGCAACCUGCAGAUGCUUUGAUAGGUUCAGCUUCUGCUGAUGGUGGGUCGCAGCAAGCUUCAUUACCACAAAAAGACACUAAUAGAAAACUUAAGAGGAAAAAAUCUCGUAAGAUAGCAAUGGAAGCAAUGAUUAGGGGGUUCGUGAAGUACAUAGAAGAAAAGGGUGAAGAAGAACCUGUACAAAGCGAAGAAUGCCAUCACAAAGUAACUGCAUGGCACAAUGUUCCACACCCGGAAGAAAGGCUUAAAUUUUGGUCUGAUCCUGAUGUAGAAAUUAAUUUGGCUAAAAGGACAGGCAUCAGUGUUUUUCGAAUGGGAAUUGAUUGGUCAAGAAUCAUGCCCGAAGAGCCUGUCAGUGGUCUUAAGGAUAUUGUCAAUUAUGCGGCAUUGGAACAUUAUAGGUGGAUCAUCAAUAGAGUUCGCUCUUAUGGAAUGAAGGUGAUGCUUACUCUAUUCCAUCACUCAUUGCCACCUUGGGCUGGUGAGUAUGGAGGGUGGAAGCUUGAAAAAACUGUUGAUUAUUUCAUGGAUUUUACCAGGCUGGUUGUUGACCGUGUAUCAGAUAUUGUAGACUAUUGGGUGACUUUUAAUGAGCCUCAUGUUUUCUGUAUGCUGACGUAUUGUGCUGGUGCUUGGCCUGGUGGUCAUCCUGAUAUGCUGGAGGUUGCCACAUCUGCCUUACCAACUGGUGUUUUCCAACAGGCAAUGCAUUGGAUGGCCAUUGCACACUCAAAAGCCUAUGACUACAUACAUGAGAAAAGCAGUACCUUAACAAAUCCAAUAGUUGGAGUUGCACACCAUGUCUCGUUUAUGCGGCCAUAUGGGCUCUUUGAUGUUGCUGCUGUUACAUUGGCAAAUUCCAUGACUAUUUUCCCAUAUGUGGAUAGUAUCUCUGACAAACUGGAUUUUAUAGGCAUAAACUACUAUGGACAGGAAGUGAUCUCUGGUUCUGGACUGAAGCUUGUAGAGACUGAUGAGUAUAGUGAAUCUGGACGUGGGGUAUAUCCCGAUGGCCUGUACCGCAUGCUGCUACAGUUCCAUGAAAAAUACAAACAUCUCAAUGUCCCCUUCAUCAUUACUGAAAAUGGGGUUUCAGAUGAGACAGACUUGAUCCGUCGGCCAUAUAUUUUAGAACAUUUGCUUGCUGUUUAUGCAGCCAUGAUCAUGGGUGUCCCUGUGAUUGGGUACCUAUUUUGGACAAUUUCAGAUAAUUGGGAGUGGGCUGAUGGAUAUGGUCCCAAGUUUGGACUUGUAGCUGUUGAUCGGGCUGAUGGGCUUUCCCGGAGUCCACGUCCUUCGUACCAUCUAUUCUCUAAAGUGGUGACAUCAGGUAGAAUUACACGUGAAGACCGGGCACGAGCAUGGAAUGACCUCCAGAGAGCGGCUGAGGAGAAAAAAACACGUCCAUUCUAUCGGGCAGUUAAUAAACAUGGUUUCAUGUAUGCAGGAGGACUUGAGGAACCUAUAAUGCGACCUUAUGUUGUACGAGAUUGGCGAUUUGGACACUAUGAGAUGGAAGGUCUGCAGGACCCAUUGAGUCGCUUAUCAAGAUUUAUUCUCCGCCUUUUCUCUAUCAAAAGGAAAAGGAAACCUCAAAAGGAUGACGCUGAAUUGGUUCUUCAGCAUCUUUAGCCUCUGAUGGCUUACCCACUCUUGUCCAGAAUCUCUAUAUACUUUAUACGCUUAUGGGAAAUCUCAAACUAUAGCACUACCAAGGCAAGGGACAUGAGCUCCACCCAUUCUGCUCAGGGUUUCUUAAUGAUCUAGUUUGAUUUGCUGUCUUUAGUAACCUAAAUUUUUUUUUUCUUUGGUGUUGCAUAUUUUAGCAUAUUUAUCCAAUAUUCUAGCAUAUCUUAGUAUCUGCAUCCAACAAACAGCUAAUUGCCAAAGCAUGGCUCCUGCUACAGUAAACUUCAGUUGCAUGACUCAACAAGUUGAUAUGACCCCCUGUAAAUAAUUUUUCAUAUCCUAAGAAACCUCAAAACAGAAAAUAAUUCAUACAGAAAGGGACACAAUCCCCUGCAUGCAGGGGUUGCAACCAAAAACGAAAGCACCGACAAAUCCUUGAUUUCCCAUAGGAUCAGUAGCUGUAGGUUGAGGACCUUGAGCAUUUCUAAUCCAUGUUCACUCCUGGACAAGGCAUUUUCGUUUUGUUUUUUGUUUAGUUUUUAUUUUAUUUUUAUUUUAUUUAUUUUGAUUUUCUUCUUAUCAGCAGAAACAUCAUACAAUAUCUCUGUAUUGCUCAAAAUGCUAUGUGAUAUUUUUGUGAAGAUCUUAAAGUGUUUCUUUUCCUUUUCAAAUGCGCAGUGAAGACAAGAUUCCAAGUUCCUGAAAGCAGUCUUUGAUAACCGAAGCAUAUAUAGCUUCUCAAGUAAUUUGAUUAAAACAUGAGGAGACUGCUUGUUAGACAUGGAAGGCAUUAAGUUGGUGUGAAUUCUUUCACAGCAUGUAUUUCAGACCUUGUUUCUUAACUGUAAUAUAAUGUAUAUGUAACAUGUUAUCUUUUUACCAUAUUGGUUUCAUGUAUAUUACAGUAUAUAGUUCCUGUAAAAAAAAAUUAUUUCCAGCACUUUGGAGACUUUGCCAUGGAAUUCAGAAAAACAGAAGAAUACAAAUUUAUCUCUUUA